Pantherophis guttatus is the source of this 2748-nucleotide messenger RNA. The record is from RefSeq and is a predicted model, not a curated record. NCBI's taxonomy places the organism in Eukaryota, Metazoa, Chordata, Lepidosauria, Squamata, Colubridae.
GUCAAGUUCUGCCUGGGCUCCGUGCAGAAGUCCGUUCUCAAAGAUUGGUUCCGUCUGCUUCCUCUGCCCUCUUCAGGAGAGGACGCUGGGGAAAAACUGGGUCAGCUAAGGUUGCAGGUUCGGCUUGCUGAAGACAGGAUCCUGCCUUCCAGUUACUAUCAACCCCUGAUAGACCUCCUUGUGGAAUCUGUCUUGUGUCCUCCAGAGGAGGCCGAUGACCUCACCCCACUCGCCCUUCUGGAAGAAGUAUGUUUGGUGGAGAGUCGUCAAGAUGUAUCCACCAAGCUUGUCAAGAUCUUCCUUGGGCAAGGCCUGGUUAUCCCUUUCUUGGAUUACCUGAAUUUCCGUGAGAUUUCAAGAACAAUGGAUCCCAACACUCUCUUCCGUUCCAACUCCUUAGCCUCCAAAUCCAUGGAGCAAUUCAUGAAGAUAGUGGGAAUGCCCUACCUCCACGAAGUUUUAAAAGUUAUCAUACAUCGGAUCUUUGAAGAGAAGAAGUAUGUGGAACUCGAUCCCUGCAAGAUUGAACCUAGCCGGGCCAAGCGGAUCUCCUUCAAAGGCUCCCUGUCUGAGGCCCAGAUCCGAGAAGGCAGUUUGGAAGUGCUGAAGGGGUAUUUGGCAGAGAUCGUGGACGCCAUUGUGGGUUCAACCGAGAACUGCCCUCCGCUCAUGCGAGUGGCUUUCAAACAGCUGUACAAGCGGGUGGAGCUACGCUUUAAGGAAGCAGAGCACCAGGAAGCCAAAUAUAUCGCCAUCAGUGGUUUCCUCUUCCUCCGUUUCUUCGCCCCUGCAAUUCUAACCCCGAAACUCUUCAGUCUCCGAGACCAUCAUGCAGAUACGCAAACCAGCAGGACUCUCUUACUUCUGGCCAAGGCAGUACAAAGCAUUGGCAACCUCGGGCUCCAGCUGGGGCAUGGGAAGGAGCAGUGGAUGGAGCCUCUACACCCCUUCAUCCUUGCCAGCAUUGGGCGUGUCCAAGAAUUCCUCGAUAGACUCAUAGAUGUGGACAUGGAGAUGGAAGGAAGCGAAAAACAACCUUGGACCCUCUUCCACUCUUCGGCCAUCAUCAAAGAAGGUUACCUGCAGAAACGUAAAGCAGAAGGGGUCCACCUGGUGUCCCGUUUCACCUUCAAAAAGCGGUACUUCUGGUUGAGCCAUGAAAGCUUUUCCUAUUCCAAAUCUCCAGAGUGGCAGGUCCGUACAGCCAUUCCAAUCCAACGAAUCUGCGCUGUGGAACGGGUGGAUGAAAAUGCUUUCCAGCAGCCCCACGUGAUGCAGAUCGCGACGAGAGAAACGGGGGGCCAGCUGUUUACCAUGUACAUUCAGUGUAAGAACGUCAACGAGCUCAACCAAUGGCUUUCCGCCAUCCGAAAAGCCACCGUCUCCAAUGAAUGCAUGCUGCCCUUUUGCCACCCGGGGGCCUUCAGAGGCAAUCGCUGGACUUGUUGCUUGCAGACGGACCGGGCCGUUCGGGGAUGCAGCCGUACGCAUUCUGCAGUGACCCUGGGCGAUUGGAGUGACCCACUGGAUCCCGACGCAGAAGCUCAGAUGGUGUACAAGCAGCUUUUGUUGCAUAAAGACAAGCUCAGGGAAAAGUACCAGGAGAUUUCCAACACGGAGGCUACGCAGGAACAAAGCAGUACAGCCAAAAAAGCUUCAGACAAAAACCAGCGAAGGUUGACUGCAGCUGCCCAUCUUCUAGAAGUCAUCCAAGGACUGGAGCAGGCCCACAAGGCUUUUGAACAUCAAGAAGAUGGAGAGAAACCAGGGACUGGCACUGGCACGCUCCCACCCUCCUAGGUGUCAUCUCCCGUUGGGACCCAGGUUGUUUUGUCUGUGUUGUCAUGAUGACGUCGUCUUUACGUCUGUUUGGAGGAGAAAGCAACUACCUACACUGCAUUUUAUGCUCUUGCUGAACAAUGAAGGAAAACAAGAGACUGAGAAGAACGUGGCAGAAAUUAAAACGCCUUUCUGUUCAACCGGUGUUCACACGAAUCUUUCUCAGAAAAAUAGGAUGCGAGUCCAGGUUUCUGCUUACCACAGAGAUGGAUGGAAGUUCGUUCCUCUGGCCCACAAGUCUCCUGUAGCCUAGAUUGUGGGUCUGGGCACCAUCGUUAAUGGUGAAGAUCUCUCUCUCUCUCUCUCUUUUCAUUAUCUUCGUUUAGCAACCCCGUAAUCCCUUGCAGAGAGUGUUUACUGGCCAGAUGCCCUUCCUGUUGCCAGUACAGAGUUUUGUUCAGCAGAUAUAUUCUCAUUGUGCCCAGAAAGAGAAAUAUCUGGCUCUACCUAGGAUUGAACUCACAGCCUCCUGAUUGUGAGGCGAGAGCUCCACCGCUAGGCCACCACACCACUCCUUAGCGCUCUCUCUCUCCCCCCCAUCUCUCUCUCUCUCUCUCUCUCUCUCUCUCUCUCUCUCUCUCUCUCUCUCUCUCUCUCUCUCUCUCUCUCUCUCUCUCUCUCUCUCUCUCUCUCUCUCUCUCUCUCUCUCUCUCUCUCUCUCUCUCUCACACACACACACACACACACACACACAAAGUUUCUAAUCUUUAUCACAGAAUAAGCUUGAAAAUAUUGGGGAGGAAGGUCCAAUCAUGAGAAGAGAGGCUGAUGGUUGCACAACGUUUUCAGAGGGGCUGAAUAAACUCCCUCUGUAACUCUUUGAGCUGUUCUUCUGGGCUGGUAAAAUGCGGGCUACGUAAGCAAACUUUGAAAACUGGAGAAUAAAGUCAUAUAAAAUGUGGAAAUCGU